AUGGCCCUAGAAGCUGCAUCUUCGCCCACAAGAGGGCUGAUCUCCUGCCGAGUGCAGCCAUGGAGGACCUUAACGGAGUCAACGUCGGGCAUCACCGCGAGAGUUGCAAAGAACAACUCAGCUUCGUUUCUCGGUUUGGUGCAGUGUUCUGCCGGGUUGCUUUUGUUUCCUGUUCGCCGUGCUCACCGACAAUACCGUCGAACAAGACACAUCCAAGCUGCUACGGACACCACAGCAUUGUCACCGCUUCAGAGAUUGUCCAGGUCGUUGAGGUUUUAUUCAACGAUCCUUCCAGUGUUGGGCCAGUACGUCGUCCGUCCAUGGUUACACAGCAUAGGCUUGGAGGAGAAAACUGGCGAAGAGCUGACCCAGGAAAUGGAUGAUUGGGGUUCCAAGAAGCUUCAAGAGACACUGCUGGAUCUUGGUGGCUUCUACGUGAAGACUGGGCAGGUACUCUCCACGCGCGUCGAUCUUUUCUCCAAGCCGUACACGGAUCGUUUGCGAGUUCUGCAGGACAGUUUGCCUCCUGUGGAUGCGACAGAGAUACGUGACAUUGUUUCCAAGGAGCUCUGCGGAGGAGGUGGACUCUCUGAGCUCCUGAGAAACUUUGACGACAAGCCCUUGGGCACGGCUUCAAUCGCCCAGGUUCACAGAGCUGUUCUCAAUGACGGAAGGGAGGUGGCCAUCAAAGUCUUGAGACCAAACAUGGAACCUGUCCUUCGAGGCGACAUCGCCAACCUCAAAGUCUUUGCUCUGGCUGCGCGUGGGAGGCUUCCGGUCGACUACUACCCGGUGUUCUGUGAGCUGGAGCGAGCCUUGGAUGGCGAACUAGAUUUCCUGAACGAAGCUCAAAGUGCGAUGAAGGUGGCUGCUUCCAUCAGGCACGAUCCUCUUGGGCGUGAGCUGGCCUCGCCAUUGGUGGUGCCGCAGCCGAUACCGGGCAUGGCGACCAGGAGGGUGCUAGUCAUGGACUUCAUCAAGGGCACGCCGCUGUCAAAGCUCGAAGAGAGGGCGAAGGAGCUUGGGAUUGAUCUGGGCAGCAAAGCAGGGAAGGUGCUGGGUGGCCAAAUCUUAGAGGCCCUGACUACAGCAUACGGCAACAUGAUUUUUUCUUCUGGGUUCAUUCAUGGAGAUCCACAUCCCGGGAACAUCUUCGUGAUGGAAGGUGGAAGGGUUGCGCUAAUCGACUGUGGUCAGGUGUGCCAGCUGUACCGGGAGCAGCGGCUUCUGGUAGCAGAGGCGAUUCUAGCCGCAGCUGCCUAUGAUGGCAGUCGAAGCAUGAUCCAGACUUUAGCCAACUGCGUUCGCAACUUUGGAGUCACGUUUUUUCAAGGCCAAGAGGACGAAGAUGCCUGUGCAGCAAGCGUCGCCCUGUACUUGUUUGGCGAUAAGGAUGUGGAGUUCCCGGGCGGAUAUUCCAAGGAGGAAUUCAACGAGAAGAGUCCGCUGCGCCAGCUGCGUUCGUUCCCAACGGAGCUGGUGCUUCUGGGAAGAGCGUCAGUCUUGGUGAAGGGGGUGGCCGCACGGCUCGGUGUUGAGUGGAGUGUGGCCAAGAAGUGGGAGCCGUUGGCGAGGGACUCAAUCGUCGCUACCUGCGACGAGGAUGACUGUCGCUUGCCAGCUUGGGCUUUGCCCAGUGCGGUGCAUGGUGACGCUUCCGCUGGCUCCGAGCGUUUGCGGCUGGGAGAUGCAGCCAAAGGAUGUGCUGCGCUGAUUCGCCGUUGGGGAAUGGAGAAGGCAGCCAGCAUGUUUGCGGCUCGCCGGAGGGAGAUGGCCAAGGAGACGGGUGGAAGCCCAGAGUGA
Messenger RNA from Symbiodinium sp. CCMP2456, 1803 nucleotides. The record is from the annotation of a GenBank genome assembly. NCBI's taxonomy places the organism in Eukaryota, Dinophyceae, Suessiales, Symbiodiniaceae.